AAAUAAGACAUUUAGCGAGCUUGAUCAAAACAGGCUCCGUGUGUUACCCAGGCCAGCCUGCACGUGUCCCACUGUCUCAUCUUGUCCAUUCAGCUGUAAGAGAGAGGGCCCCUGCAUCCCAGACAUGAGCAUGGAGGCCUCAUCAAAUAUUUGAUGUUUUUAACAGAAGCCGCCAAGCCACCAUUCACAAUGGGGCAGGCUGACGGGGGAGUUGUCAGGCCUGGGCAAUGGGUUUGCUUGGCCCAACAGCUGGCCCCGUCCCAUGAGGGUCUCUCCCUUUCUCCUGCCUGCCUCCAGGUCCUCACCCUGGCCCCAUGGACCACAACACUCCUGCUGCUGCUCCUCACCGACCUGGCCCUCUCUGCCAAGGCUGAAGGAAGCCUGUCAAUAGCAGCUGUUACUGGCACUCAUGACGUGGACACGGUAAGACGGGGGUAGACGUGGUGGGAGUGGUCCUCCGGGUCAGGCCUCAGCCCAGAGCUGGAUGUUUGUGACAGAUUAAUGGGCCUGAAGGACCAUCCGGAGGAGGAUGGAGCAGGCCGCAUCCUUGACCUGGGGCUAGAUUUAGAGUACCUCCACAUCGAAGGCUCCAACAGCAGGCAGGCUGGCUCUGACACAGGGCCCAGUAUGGAGCGGGGAGAGGAGGAGGAAGAGGCCUGCGAUAGAAGCAGCAAUAGCAGCUUGUCCACGCCUGGGGGGAAGGAGGGGGAGGUGGUGGGGGAGGAGAGCGCUGGGUCCGACAGUGAGCCGGAGCCAGGCCGAAACAGCACCGGUUCUAACCCGGCUGGAGGAGUGUCCAUUUCUGAGUCAGAUGGAGGUGUGCUUGUUCCCAACACCACCAAACCCCACCAGCCACUGUGCAGGACUCCCUGUGUGGACCUGGGGUCCGAGGGGCCUCCGGAACCUCUGUCGGGGGAGCCUUCACCCGGGGAAGCCCUGAGGGAGUACCAGUCCAAGCUGGAGUUUGCCCUGAAGCUGGGCUACACCGAGGAGCUUGUGCGGCUGGUGCUGGCCAAGCUGGGGCCGUACACGCUCAUCAACGACAUACUGGGAGAGCUGGUCAAACUGGGCAGUAAGGCCGAGACGAACCAACAGCUGACUGGGUCCACGGCUUCACAGCCCGCCUCCUCGUCCUCCUGCUCCUCAUCUUCCUCCUCUUCUACCUGUGGGUAUGUGGAGGCGCAGCAGGGGAGGUCAGACUCCCCCUAUCAGACAGACCUCCUCCUGGGGGACAAGGACAACCUGCGGCCCAUCGUCCUGGACGGUAGCAACGUAGCAAUGAGCCACGGCAAUAAGGAGGUGUUCUCCUGCUACGGCAUCCAGCUGGCUGUUGAUUGGUUCCUGGAGCGAGGUCACCGUGACAUCACUGUGUUUGUGCCCUCCUGGAAGAAAGAGCAGUCCCGCCCUGACGCCCUCAUCACAGACCAGGAUAUCUUACGUCGUCUGGAGAAGGACAAGAUCUUGGUGUUCACGCCAUCUCGUCGUGUCCAGGGUCGCCGGGUGGUCUGCUAUGAUGACCGCUUCAUCGUCAAGCUGGCCUACGAGUCCGACGGCAUCAUCGUCUCCAACGACAACUACCGCGACCUGGCCAGUGAGAAGCCAGAGUGGAAGAAGUUAAUUGACGAGCGGCUGCUCAUGUACUCGUUCGUCAACGACAAGUUCAUGCCACCUGAUGACCCUCUAGGUCGUCAUGGUCCCAGUCUGGAGAACUUCCUGAGGAAACGUCCCAUCAUGCCAGAGCACAGGAAGCAGCCCUGUCCUUACGGCAAGAAGUGCACUUACGGCCACAAGUGUAAGUACUACCACCCGGAGAGGAGUGCCCAGUGCCAGCGCUCGGUGGCAGACGAGCUGCGUGCCAGCGCCAAGACCUCUGACACCUCUACUAGUACCAAGGGCCAGGGUUGCGAGGCCGGGCUGGUGAAGAGCCACAGCGAGCCCAAUAAUGUAGCGGUGGGCACCAAGAGAGGUUCUGCCCCCAGCAUUCGGGCACUGUCCUACGGCGAGGCAGAGGACAAGCUGAGACAUGCUGAGAAAUGCAAGAACAGCCUCAGUAGUAGUAAUGGGAGUAGUUGUUGUAGUGGGGAUGUUACUCUGUCUCCUGCCCCUGGAGGACCCCCCUCCUCUGCCCUCAGCUACCCCCAGGACCAGCCACCGACCCUGGGCAGGGACACACCCCACAUAACCCUGCCGGCCCCCCACCCCCACCCUGACCCCUACUCCUCCAGCUGUGACCCUCCAGAUCUCAGCUACUACUCAGUGACGCCGGCCCACUCCGGCCUGGCAGCACGGAGGAGUCCGGAAUGCCGCUUCCCGCUGGACACAGACCUGCGUCUGCUGGGCUCAUCAGACUGUGGCAGCAGCAGCUGUGACUCGUACAGAGAGAGAGCCUCCUGUCUGUGCUGCCCAGACCCCCAGCUGGACAAAUACAUCCACCAUCAGCAUCAUCAAUACUAUCAACACCAUCAUCAUCAACACAACCGCCUGUACUCUCAACACUCUGCCCCCCUGCUCGAGCCACACCACCCCCACCCCUCCCACUACGCCCACACACACACCCCCACCUCUGCCCUCCAUGGCUAUCACCAGAGCCUGGCACGGGGGCACAGCUUCCCCCACGACGAGCCCCCUGUCCCCCACCUGUACCCCGUCCCCCCUCCCCUCCAGCACCAGGCCGUAGGCGCCCGCUCCAGCUGCCCUGGAGACUACCCCUCUGUGUCCCAGUCCGGCCCCUACCCUCCUGGCUCCCCUCUGGGCCGCUGCCUGGCCAACACGCGGCUGGAGACGCUGUCAGACUCCCGGCUGUACGAACGCUCCCCGCUGCCCCCCAGGAAAGCCUUCUCCUGGGAUCUCUACUGCAGCCAACCCCCUCAGCCCUGCUAUGAGACCUACCAGAGUCUACCAGAGAGCCACGAUGUAGGCUGGGGACAGACUACACAGUCUUACCACCCACUCUACCCCCCUCACUCCUCUCAGCCCCCUCACCAAUCCCAUGCCCCUCAGCCAUCCCACCCAUCCAUGCCCCCCCACCACACGCACCAGGAGCCCCCCGCCCUGAGCCGCUACGGGGAGGUGCGGGAGAAGGUCUACCUCAACCUGUGUAACAUCUUCCCCUCUGAGCUGGUGGGCCGGGUUAUGGGGAGGAACCCCCAUGUGACAGACGCCCAGCAGCUAGCUGCCGCCAUCCUGGCUGAGAAGUCCCAGUCCGGCUACUGAGUCCAGCUAGCCUACUACUCUGUCUCCCUAUUCAUGACAACAGUUAGUUGUAGUUUUGACAGUAUAAGGGUUUGAAUUUGUUUGACUGUAGAGUUGUUUGUGGAUCAUUUAGUGUUAAUCAUGUGCAGGUGAGGAUAUGCAUUGAUUCACAAAGCACUUUUUCUCCGCUGUUUAUCAAAUCUGAAACAUUUUAAAAAUCACUUUGGAUCUAAUUAUAUGCCUAAUCUUACUUCUAUGCUACAUUUUCUACUCCAUUUGUAAUCAUUCACCCCCAAAUUGAUGACAAUUUAUCAACAGAAUCUUGGUUGUUGGGGAUAUGCAAAAUGAGUAUAUCCUCUGUGUUCAAUUGGGCAUCAACUUUAAAAUCCUCUCUUUUUUAGUGCUGUGUGUUCUGUUUGUGCCUGUUGUUGUUGUUGUUGUUGUGAUAAUAGGUGGCUGAGUUAGUCUUCUCAGUUGAGAGAAUGUCCGUAAGUAUCUUGCCGUAGUUGUAGAGACGGGCACAUUCGUCGACCUUGUCUUGUUGUGUACCUUCGUUUUAGUAAGGGACGUCUCUGGCCCCUCGUUUUGGGUCCAAGCUUGCAGCUGCUACAGACACACUAGACUCAAGCUCAAAUCCCAAGUAAAUUCCCUUUGGUUGUUUUCCCUGAAGACCUAUGGAAAGGGCUCAGAGCGCUUAGCUUGAUGUAUACAAUCUGUUACAGUUACCGGCACAAUCCAUGGUAGACAGAGAAAGCCUUUCUCUUUUGAUACAAAUUGUAUCAUUAAUUUAGGAUUAUAUACCUGUACAUAUAUACGUAGGUGUGUAAUCGAUUUAUGUAAAGCUGUUUAUGUAUAGCUGGUGAAUUUUGAACUAUAAUACUGAAUGAGAAAUUCUGGACGUCAUUUGAUUAUGAUUUUAGACACCUCUUUCGUGAGGUAUUCUGACUUUUUGGGGAUGGAGAAUAGCCUAGACUGGGUUGAACCCAAGUGGCCAGCUAGGUGAAAUUAAAUGGGUAAAAUGCUGCCUGAAAUAUGCAGUGGGUCGGUUAAAACGAAGAACCUUCUCUCUGGCACUGUGUGUCAGUGUGGCCCCGGACGUGGGCAAAACGUAAUGCCUCUACACGGCAUUGUGCUUAUGACACAUCAAAUACUCUGAACCAUGUUCAGCAAACUGUAAUGCAUGUUUUGGUAACACUAUUUUAAUAGUCCAUAAUAAAACAUUUAAGGCAUUUAUAAAGUGUGUUCACCAUUUAUUAAUUAUGACUCCCACAUUUAUAACCCAUUUACUAAACAUGAGUUGUCUUUUUGCAGUCCCUAAUCUAAAGUGAGCGCUAUUUAUACUUUAUAAAUGUUUAGAGUGACCAGUGUAAAGAUGGGUAUGACAUUGGUACAUUCCAGCAGUACCUGGUAAAAUAAUAAGAUAUUUAAGGAAAUAUAUACAUUUGUGAAUAAACUAUGAUUAAUAAAAAAUGAGUGUACUGUUUAUAAAUGCCUUAUAAAUGGUUUAUAAAUAAAUUAUAGUUUAUUAUGGACCCUUAAAAUAAAGUUACCCAUGUUUUCUUUGUGUUCUCUUUAAAUGUUCUUGUGUCUCUUCAAUUUUAUUGUAACAUAUUUUCUUUGAGCUUGAUUUAUCAGUUCUGUUGUAUCAUAUUAGCUUAACAACUCCGUGCCUAACAAAUAUAGUAUUGGCUUUGUU
This is a messenger RNA of Coregonus clupeaformis (lake whitefish), 4888 nucleotides long. RefSeq names its product probable ribonuclease ZC3H12C. Gene Ontology annotation, molecular function: metal ion binding; mRNA binding; RNA endonuclease activity. The transcript is spliced from 6 exons. The record is from RefSeq and is a predicted model, not a curated record. Gene Ontology annotation, cellular component: nucleus; cytoplasmic ribonucleoprotein granule. NCBI's taxonomy places the organism in Eukaryota, Metazoa, Chordata, Actinopteri, Salmoniformes, Salmonidae. The coding region runs from base 502 to 3213 and encodes 903 amino acids.